Chara braunii is the source of this 709-nucleotide messenger RNA. NCBI's taxonomy places the organism in Eukaryota, Viridiplantae, Streptophyta, Charophyceae, Charales, Characeae. The record is from the annotation of a GenBank genome assembly.
UCGUGAAUGUAUCCAACCCAGCUUUAGGGUUGGAUGGGAUGUCUUGUAUUCGAGGGAUGCCUGAAGUGGAUUUAGAACUGAAAACGUGGCAGCGCCGUAGUUACCCCCCAAAAAAAAAAGAUGACGAAGGAGGAGGAAGAGGAGGAGGAGGAGGAGAAAGGAGGAGGAGGAGAGAAGAAGCAAAGGGAGGGGAGGAGGAGGAGGAGGAGGAGGAGGACGAGGAGGAGAGAUGGAGGACGGGGAAGGGGAGGAAGAGGAGAACCAGCGGGAGGAGAGGAGGAGGAGGAGGAGGAGGAGGAGGAGGACGAGAACGGAGGACGAGGAGGAGAGAUGGAGGACGAGGAAGGGGAGGAGGAGGACCAGCAAGAGGAGAGGAUGAGGAGGAGGAGGAGGAGGCAGUGAGGAUGAUGAAGGGGAGGUCGAUGGCAGCAGCUCCUCCCUCGCAGGGCAGCACGGUGGGACGGCAGCACGGCGGCAGCUCCUCGUCGAAAUGGCGAUGGCAGAAGCUCCUCCCUCGCAGGGCAGCACGGCGGGACAGCAGCACGGCGGCAGCUCCUCGUCGAAACGGCAACGGCAGUCCUCGCAAGAAUGGCCGUCGCUCCACACACCCACCCUAGAGGCCCAGCCACGCCCACGAACAGUGGAAACUACGAGAAACAGCAGGUUUCCAAAAUUCGAAACCUGGCGGUCCGGCCUUGAGCGCGGUCGC